CCAUCACCCCGACCCGGUAGUUAACAGACCACGUUGCGAGCCACGGAGACACCGUAGAACCAGAUCAGUUCCGGUACUCUUCUAGACGGCUGCGACUCUUCUCAGACGCUCCCAGGCACGAGUGUCUACUAUUAAUUCUAUUGAAAAUGGGUGUAAAGAAGAAGAAAGACAUGCAAGUAACUGCACUGACCGUUUGCCAUCAAGACCUCGAAACUUUGAGAUCUCUGGCUGAUGAGGAAGGAAAGAAUCUAGCUUCUUUGCUAUUACAUUGCGUACAACUCACAGAUGGAGUGUCACAAAUCCAUUGUGUUAAACAGAUCGUGCCUUUACUGGAGAAGGCAGAUAAAAACGGUGCGUGUGAUCCCAGCAUUCAAAGUUGUUUGGAUAUUUUAGCAGGCAUUUAUUUUUCUUUGAGUCUAAAGAAUCCCUUAAAGAAAGUCUUGGCAAGCUCACUAAAUGGACUACCUGAAUUUUUUCUUACUGAGGCUAUACAAAGUUUUACUUCUCGUCUUCAGGAAGAAUUGAAUACUACUGAUCUAUACUCUUAUAGGAAAGUAAUUGACAAUAUAUCUUCCUGUAUGGAGAACUUUGACUUGGGUAGAGCAUGUGUUAAUAAUCUUCUUAAAAAUGUGCUUCAUUUUCUGCAGAAGAGUUUAAUUGAAAUCUUGGAAGAAAAUAGAAAAUUUGCUGGAAAUCAUAUUGUUCAAACGCAGUUGAUGAAUGACUUGUUGGUAGGCACUCGAGUUUCAGUGAUGUUAGUACAAAAAAUACAGGACUUUCAGAGAAUCCAUUUGAAGAUGUCCAGUUCUCCCACAUGGCAAAGUAUGUGUGGAUUGCUGAGUAUUUUCACCAAGUUUUUAAUCGAUGAUGACCUCUUACAGACAAUUCAGAGUACAUCUGGAUUAGCUGUUAUUCUUUUUAUUAAGGCUAUGUUUCACCCACCUGAAGGGAUUCCUGACUUGGUUAGUAGUUUGCUUCUCCAUUCGGUGGACUGCGCCGGCACCCCUGACUGGGUGUUGAGCUGCUGCAGGAGCCUUUGUUGCUCUCCUGUCUCGCACUCAGCUCUCUUGUUCCUGUGUCAAGGGACGCUCACCAUGUUGGACUGGCAGGAUGGAAGGAUGGGCCCAAGUGGGGAGGCCCUGCUCCUGAAUAUCGUGCAUGUUUUGUUCACCCUGAGUUCACAGAUCAAGGAAUCCACUCUGGAAUUGUUUCUCUCUAGAAUUUUGGCAUCUUGGACUAAUUCAGCCAUACAUGUCCUUGAAUCAAGUUCCCUAAGCCUAAAGGACAGUCUGAAUGGGAAUUCAAGCAUAGUAGGGAAACUUUUGGAAUAUGUGUAUACCCAUUGGGAACAUCCAUUGGAUGCUUUGAGACACCAAACCAAAAUUAUAUUCAGAAAUGUUCUCCAAAUGCACCAGCUCACUAAAGACAAAUCAGACUCAGAAGCGUCAGGUUUGGCUGCCGAUCGUUUCAUUUGUGAGUUGACCGAGAGUCUUCUGCGACUGGAAUGGCAUGUUAAAGGGAAGUACAUGUGUCUUGGUUGUUUAGUAGAUUACACAGGAAUUGGACAUAUUUUGGCACUAGCUAAAACUAUUCCAUCACAAAUCUUAGAGGUGAUGGGAGACCAGUCAUUGGUACCCUAUGCAAGUGACCUCUUGGAGACCAUGUUCAGAAGUCACAAGAGUCAUUUGAAGUCCCAGGCUGUCAACAGUACGUGGAUUGAUGAGUGGCAUGAAACUUGGGUUUCUCCUCUCCUUUUUAUACUGUGUGAAGGCAGUCUGGACCAAAAAUCCUACGUGAUCGAUUAUUACUUGCCAAAAUUAUUGAAUUGCAGCCCUGAAAGCUUAAGCUACAUGGUAAACAUUCUUCAAACUUCUGCUGAUGCUAAAAGUGGGUCGUCUAAUAGUAGAGGGGCUCUGGGAGCUCUGAUGGCGUGUCUGCGAACAGCUAGAGCCCACGGACAUCUUCAGUCUGCAACGGAUGCCUGGAGGGACCUUGUGUCUGGUGCAAGAAUAAAGCAAGGCUUAAUUCAUCAGCACUGCCAAGUGCGGAUAGAUACAUUAGGCUUGCUUUGUGAAAGUAAUCGAAGUACGGAAAUUGUUUCCACAGAAGAAAUGCAGUGGAUUCAAUUCUUUAUCACAUACAAUCUUAACAGUCAGUCCCCAGGAGUGCGACAGCAGAUUUGUUCUCUUCUUAAAAAGUUGUUUUGUAGGAUACAGGAAAGUUCUCAGGUGCUUUAUAAACUGGAGCAAAGUAGGUCCAAACAUGAACCAGAGAAUGAGUUAUCCAAACAGCACCCUUCUGUCUCUUUACAGCAGUAUAAGAAUUUCAUGUCAUCCAUUUGCAAUAGUCUUUUUGAAGCACUGUUUCCUGGGUCUUCCUAUCCAACUAGAUUUUCAGCUUUAACCAUUUUAGGCUCAAUAGCUGAAGUCUUUCCAGUCCCAGAAGGUCAAGUUCAAACAGUGUAUCAGCUGAGUCAUGAUAUUGAUGUCGGUCGUUUCCAAACACUAAUGGAAUGUUUUACUAGUACUUUUGAAGAAGUGAAAAUUUUAGCAUUUGAUCUUCUGAUGAAGUUGCCAAAAACAGUUGUACAAUUUCAGGAUUCAGAGAAACUGCAAGGCUUAUUCUGGGCAGCAUUAGAACUCAGCACAAGCACCAAGCCGUAUGACUGUGUGACAGCUUCGUACCUGCUGAACUUCUUAAUAUGGCAGAACGCCCUGCCCUCAGGUCUGUCUGCCUGCUCACAGACUCAGCAAGCUGCGUGUGGUGGAGAGACGUCUGCCCUUGUGGCGGAAAGGAACACGUUGAUGGUUAUCAAAUGCUUGUUGGAAAAUCUUGAGGAGGACGUGUCUCAGGCUGAGAAUUCUCUGCUUCAGGCAGCAGCGUCGUCCCCACUGUACGGGCGAGUCCACUGUAUCACCGGCGCUUUGCGGCGCUUGUCUCUGAACAGCCUGCAGUUGGUGAGUGAAUGGAGGCCUGUGGUAGAGAAGCUCCUCUUGGUGUCUUACAGGCUUUCCGCCGUGGUGUCCCCGGUCAUUCAGAGUUCCUCCCCAGAAGGCCUCAUCCCAAUGGACACUGAUUCAGAGUCAGCAAGCCGCUUACAGACGAUUCUGAGUGAGAUUCAGCCACGAGACACUAAUGGCUACUUCAGUCAGGCCCGAAUACUGAAAGAACGUGACAGCUUUGAUGUGGAGGACUUGAAUGCCAGUGUGCCGAAUAUUGGUGCUUCUGCAGAGAUCAAAGGUAAAGAAAGAAAGGCGUGUGAUGUAACUGCUCAGAUGGUCCUGGUGUGUUGUUGGCGAAGUAUGAAGGAAGUUGCCUUACUUCUGGGCACACUGUGCCAGCUUCUCCCCCUGCAGCCCAUGCCAGAGCCCCCCAGCGGAUUGCUGACAGUGCAGCAGGUAAAAGAAAUAGGAGAUUACUUCAAACAACACCUCUUACAGUCCAGGCACAGAGGAGCAUUUGAACUGGCUUACACUGGCUUUGUGAAACUCACCGAAAUACUAAACAGAUGCCCCAACGUGAGUCUGCAAAAGCUACCGGAACACUGGUUAUGGAACGUUUUAGAGGAAAUUAAAUGCAGUGAUCCUUCAUCUAAACUCUGUGCUACAAGGCGCAGUGCUGGGAUUCCUUUCUACAUCCAGGCACUAUUGGCAUCUGAACCUAAGAAAGGCAAAAUGGAUUUGUUGAAAAUAACAAUGAAAGAGUUAAUCUCCUUGGCUGGACCUACAGAUGACUCACAGAGCACAGUCCCCCAGGUUCAUGCUUUAAAUAUCCUUAGAGCCUUGUUCAGAGAUACACGUCUGGGAGAAAAUAUUAUUCCGUAUGUUGCCGAUGGAGCUAAAGCUGCAAUUCUAGGCUUUACAUCACCAGUCUGGGCAGUGAGAAAUUCAUCCACACUUCUUUUCAGUACCUUGAUCACAAGAAUAUUUGGAGUUAAAAGGGGAAAGGAUGAACUUUCCAAAAAAAAUAGAAUGACAGGAAGUGAAUUUUUUUCUCGUUUCCCGGAACUCUAUCCUUUUCUUCUCCAACAGUUGGAAGCUGUAGCUAAUACUGUGGACAGCGACGCAGGAGAACUGAACCGUCAUCCAAGCAUGUUUCUCUUACUUCUGGUGUUGGGGAGACUGUACCCUUCCCCAAUGGACGGCACCUCUUCCCCUCUCAGCAUGGCACCUUUCAUCCCCUUCGUCAUGAGAUGUGGUCACUCGCCUGUCUACCGCUCCCGUGAAAUGGCCGCUCGUGCCUUGGUUCCGUUUGUUAUGGCGGAUGAAAUCCCUGAUAUGAUCCGAACUCUGUUGGCCAAACUCCCCAACUCCACUGACCAGUGUUUCCGGCAAAACCAUAUUCAUGGAACGCUUCUCCAGGUUUUUCAUCUGUUACAAGCCUUCUCAGACUCCAAAUGCAGACCGAAUACAUACUUUCAGCAGGAGCUGGCUGAUGUUGCUCUUUGUACCCAAGCCAAACUCUGGCUGGCCGAGAGGCAAAAUCCAUGUUUGGUGACCAGAGCUGUAUAUAUUGAUAUUCUCUUCCUGUUGACUCGCUACCUUGACAAUCCCACAAGAGGCAGCCAUCCAGCUCUAGAGCACCUUGGCUUCUGGGGAGAUGUCAGAAGGAUCAUCUCGAGAUCAGAGCUGAUAACGGGAUUCCCCUAUACCUUCAUGGUGCCAGGCCUGCCCCAGUACCUCCAGAGCCUCACCAAACUAGCCAUCGCCGCAGUGUGGGCAGGGGCGGCCCAGGCUGGAGAGCAGUCAAGGGACAGCCCCAUCUCCUUCUCUCAGCUGUUGGAGUCUUCUUUCCCCGAAGUGCGCCUGCUGACACUAGAGGCCCUGUUGGAAAGGUUCUCAGCAGCAGCCUCUGGAUCAGGAGAGAAGGGCCUGCCACCCUUGCUGUGGAAUAUGGGAGGGACCUUCUUGAUGUUGGCUCUGAAGGAAGAUCACCCAGAAUGCUUCUGCAAGAUACUGAAAAUUCUUCAUCGCAUGGACCCCAGUGAGUGGCUUCCCCAGACGGAGCACUGUAUCCAUUUAACCCCAAAGGAGUUCCUGAUCUGGACGAUGGAUGUUGCUUCCAAUGAAAGGUCUGAAAUUCAAAGUGUAGCCCUGAGGCUUGCCUCCAAAGUGAUUGCGCACCACAUGCAGACCUGUGAGGAGGCCAGGGACUCAGUGGUCCCCACCCUGAAGCGGUGGGUUCGCUUGGUCGCCUCAUCCUGUGGAGAACACCUUCCCACAGAGGCCAGGCUGGCCGCCGCCGCAGCCCUCACCAGCACCGCACCGGUCUUGCUCACCAGCCCCCACCCCGUUCUCGAACUGCAGGAUACACUUGCUCUCUGGAGAUGUGUCCUCAGCCUCCUGCAGAGUGAGGAGCAAGCCGUCAGAGAUGCAGCCACGGAGACUGUGGCAACCGCCAUGUCACAAGAAAACACCUGCCGGUCGACAGAUUUUGCCUUCUGCCAGGUGGAUGCCUCAGUCGCACUGACUCUGGCCCUGGCUGUGCUGUGUGACCUGCUCCAGCAGUGGGACCAGCUGGCGCCCGGCCUCCCAGUCUUGCUGGGAUGGCUCUUGGGAGAGGGUGAUGACUUCGGGGUCCAUGUGGAAAGCAUGCAGCAGGUGGAAGACUCCCUGUUUGAAAAAACCGAAGUCAACUUUUGGGCUGAGACCCUGACCUUCGUGAAAUACCUCUACAAGCACCUCUUCCGUCUCCUUUCCAAGUCCAGCGGGUGUCCCCUCAGCCCUGAAAGCCUCCGCCAUCUUCACAGGACAGCAUCAGAGCAGUGCCACCUCCUUUCCCGGCUGUUCAAAGAACUGCCACCAACUGCUGUAUUUUUAAAGACAGCAGAAUUCACAAGACUGCGCAUCCAGGAGGAAAGGACCUUGGCUUGCCUGAGGCUGCUGGCCUUUCUGGAAGGAAAGGAAAGGGAAGACACCCUUGUUCUCAGUGCUUCAGAGUCUCCUGCAGAAGUGAAUCUGUUCACUCUUGCAAGAACAGAAACAGCUUGUUGAAGAAAAACUUCUGGGGGGUGAGGUGGGGGUGGAUUAUUUCCCCACUAAAUCUGCAGGAAACGUGUCAAACAUAAAUUCAAAUAUUUUCUCCCCUUCAUGAGUCUAGUCUUCUGUCCCUUCCUACAAAGGAAUUUUUCUUCAGCUCACUCAUUCAGAGGAGCCUGGUUUAUUGCAGCUACUGUAGGAAGUGCGGCCACCACGUUGAAUAUUUACUCUGUUCCCAGGUGCAGGCCACCUGCAGACCUGAAUUCGCCUUUCUCUUCCCCCACAGCCUCAAACCUCCAGGCGUAGCCAGCCCACAUUUUCUGUGAAUUGACUGUACUGGGUUUUAACUCAUGACUUUCUCUCCUCUUUUCCAUUGGAUAGAAAAGUUGGAUUAGUUGGCAAACAGCCUAUUGGGUGAGAAUUCCACAUUUUAUUCCAUUUUAGCUAUGGCAGAAGUAUGUUCCAAAUGCUGGAUCCGGGGAGAAUUAUAGAUCAACUUCAUAGAAAUAGUUUUGUUUUUACGAUCUACAUGUGCAGGUCCCACAGUGACCAUCUGAUGCCAUCUGAUUUAUUAAAAAAAAUAAUAAAGCUCCUACCCACCAAAAAUGUUUGUGGUAAUGCUAAGAAACUUGAUUUUGUUUGCCACCCAGUGAAAGCAUAGACCCUUAGCUGUUAAAAGGAAACCCAUGGAAGGGAAAGCCAGAAUAAAUACUUUGUUCAAGUCCUACGCUGCUUACUGUCGUUUUCUUGGUGACAAUAAAAGAUUCUCAUUUAAGAUGUCAGAAAA
Molecule: messenger RNA, 6765 nt
Organism: Suricata suricatta (meerkat)
Lineage: Eukaryota; Metazoa; Chordata; Mammalia; Carnivora; Herpestidae
Gene: THADA
Product: THADA armadillo repeat containing
Exons: 38
Coding region: 147-5993 (1948 amino acids)
Biological process (GO): tRNA methylation
Cellular component (GO): cytosol
Source: RefSeq, a predicted model, not a curated record